UCUCCUUCAAUUCCUUCGACCCCAAAAAUUAUUGUCCCGAUGGGUUUAGGUUUGAGAUCGCAAAGUGUCGUAGCAAUUUGUUUAGUUCUGCUCGCCGUUCGAUCGUCACCGUCGGCGUCUUUGAUCGUCUCCCCAGACCUCAAUCCUCCCUACCCCAAAGCCAUCUCUGAUUUGAAGGAAGCGAUUGUGAAAGGAUUAGGGUUUCAAUCAGAUGAUGUGAAGAUAUUUGGGUUUGAUUUGAGGGAUGCGUUGGUGGGUCGAUCCAUGGCUUACGAAUUUGAUGUUGAAGUUGAUAAUAGAGUUCUUCCAUUCAAGCUUUUGGAGGAUGUGAAUAGAUGGGAGUUUGUGGAUUUACCGAUUUUUCAGGUGGAGGAUCCGAAGAGGUCUGGUGUGGGGAAUGGGUUGAUUGGGAGGCAGAAAUUGGAUGAUGGUUUGCCCGUUUUGGCUCCGUUCCAGUUAGCUGGUCCGAUGGAGCUUUGGAUUCAGGAUGCCAAGGACAUGAGGCUGUCCUUGCCUCAUGAUGUAGAUGCUGGUGUCCUGAAGAAAGUAAUCUUAGCAGAUGGUGCUGUGGUUACUGUCAAGGGUGCCAGAUCAGUUAGCUUGCGCCAUCCAAUUGAGCUUCCACUUCCUUUGAACCAGUCCCAGAAUGGUUUUGCCUCAGGUCUUCUUACUCUGGCAGAUCGUCUACGCCAUGCUUACCGUGCCAAGGAGGCACCGCUUCUCUCCCUCUGUAUAGUUGGUCCUACAUCUCUCACUUCCCCUACUUCAUCAUCGCCCUCUUCCAAUAACAAGCUCAAGCUUAAGCUCCUUGCACCAGGCCUAGUGGAGCUAUCUUCAGCGUCAAAAACCAAAGCUGUUGAAACCAUACCCGCUGUUGAUAUAGAAGGAGAAGCUACUGCCCUCCUAACUCCAGAUCGGUUCACUACAUUGUGGCCUCUGGCAUCUCUCAAUGGCUCAAAUUCUAACUUGUUUGGUUUUGAGGCGUUGCUCUCUUCUGUUCUGGGACCAAAGGCUAAAAAGGAGGGGUCUUUCAAGGUCUUGAAGGCAGAUGUAUCGGCUCAGACUUUUGUGAAGAUAGGUUUCGGGGUAGAGAAGAAGUUGAAAGAAGGUGAGUUCGAUUGGGAAGGUUUUCCUUUGUGGAGGACGAAACCCGAGAGUGUGAGGAUGCAUUUUGAGGUAUUGGCUGAGGUUGAGGGAGACAGAGUUGUGCCCGAGAGGGUGAUGCAGGUUAAUCCUGUUAUUGUGGAAGAUACCGUGGCGCCAAGCGUGCUCAUGGGUAACAUGACUGUGUCAAAUAACCCUAUUGUUCUUCAUCCUCCUACUCCAUUCCUCUUGUGAGUUUUUUGGAGGGAAUAAUUUUUGCUGAAGUCGAUCAGAGUGUAAAGUUUUUUUUUUUUUUCUCUUUUUUUAUCUAAAAAGCUGUUAAGGAACCAUAUAUAUCAGUUGGUGAAAGAAGCUUUUAGUGUAAAAAUUUGUGAAAUGUGGUUAUACAAUGGUUUGCCUUUAGGGCUUACAGACCUAUUUUCCUUAUCGUUCAUCUCAUGAUAUCAAC
Molecule: messenger RNA, 1552 nt
Organism: Ilex paraguariensis (yerba mate)
Lineage: Eukaryota; Viridiplantae; Streptophyta; Magnoliopsida; Aquifoliales; Aquifoliaceae
Source: the annotation of a GenBank genome assembly